GCAGUGGUACACACCUGUGCGCGAGGGUUGGGCUGGGUGCGGAAGCGCGCGGCCCCAGAGCUCAAACUGCGCGCGGCCAUGUGGGGGGUCAUCGCGUACCUGAACAGCCCCGAGCUGGUGGCCGCUUUCCAGCGAUGUUAUGGCCUGAUUCCGAGAGAGACAUGCUCGUAUGUCACUCAAAACGGACUCGUAAACGCGAACGGUUCCGAUGGGGACGGUUUAGUCAAGGUUCACCGGCGCAAAGCGCAGCAAAUGGGGAACGGGAUGUCACGCGCACAGGACAGUAACUUCAACUAUAAAUGCACCAGUUCACAAUAUGACAACAAAGUCGGAGAGCAUCCUGGGCCUCAUUAUAAGGUGAAGAACUGGCUUUUCUAUUUUCUAUUUGUGUCGUCAGCCACUCUGGGACAUGAAGUCUUUUACAUCACUUUCCUGCCCUGCAUCCACUGGAACCUCGACCCGUUCCUGUGCAGACGCCUCGUCAACGUCUGGGCUGUGGUGAUGUAUAUUGGGCAGGUCAUGAAGGAUAUUUUAAAGCUGCCUCGUCCUUCAGCUCCCCCUGUGGUCAAACUGGAGACACGCGUGGAUGCAGAGUACGGAAUGCCGUCCACGCAUGCCAUGGCAGCAACAGCCAUUUCAUUUACACUGCUUCUCAGUGCUCAGGAGAGAGUGAAGUUCCACUUUGAAUUGGGACUGUUUGUGGCUGUGGUUCUGUCUACACUGGUAUGUCUGAGUCGUCUUUAUACCGGCAUGCACUCUGCUCUGGAUGUGAUCUGCGGAGCUCUAAUUUCAGCCUUCAUCAUGGCUGUAUCGUACCCUUACUGGGGAACCUUUGACUUCCUGCAGCUUCACAGCCCAUUCUCCCCCGUAGUGGCGUUGGUUGUGCCACUCUUCCUGUGUUACAAAUACCCUGAGCUAGACCAUUACAGCACCACACGGGGGGACACCACCAUUAUUUUAGGAGUCGGGGCGGGCUGCUCAGUCGGUUACUGGGUGAAUGAGAGAUUGGGCCUGACCUUUGACCUAUCUGGACCCCUUCCAGUGACCCUGCCACCUCUGACCCAUGUGGCCUUUGGUCUUGGUGUCGCACGGUUCCUGAUUGGGGUGGGAUUUCUGGUAUUGACCCGACAGACAGUGCGAUGGGUGAGCCUGCGGGUGUUCUGCUGGGUUUACGGAGUGUCUGCGAGUGAUGUCAAAGCUUGCAGGAGGAAAGAGAUCGAAGUGCCCUACAAGUUCUGCACGUACACAGCCAUCGGACUGGUCAAUAGUAUCAUAGUGAACCGAGUGUUUGUAAUGAUGGGACUGUGGGAUUUGGGAAAUGGGAUUUCUGUGUAAUUUCACUGAGACAGAAAUCUGUUUACAGACAUGUUACUUGCACUGUCGCAUCGUUUGAAGGGAAUGCCACUUCAUAAACCUGUUUAGCUUUAAAUUGUAGCACUAACCAGAAUUUGUCAAACCUAGCACUGUAAGUACACAACUUCACCAAAUUUUGAAAUCAGUUUGAAAAUUGAAUUUUGGGAAUGCUGUUUACAUUGAUCUUUCAUGUUUUCCUAAUUUUCAACAUCAGUGUUGCAUAGGAAAUUAAAGAAAUUUUCUGGGUUUAAUAUAUGUUAAGCUCUUUCCACAGCAUCUGUAGCCACAAAAAAGGAUUUGGACUUAUACCUCAGUUUGUAAAAACAAAACGUAUUAAUAGAAAGAUGCUUAUGAUCAAAGUCUAUGUGGCAACUGUUGUACUGUCGAGGCUUUUUUUUUUUUUUUACCAGUGAAAUUAUUUU
Molecule: messenger RNA, 1775 nt
Organism: Myxocyprinus asiaticus (Chinese sucker)
Lineage: Eukaryota; Metazoa; Chordata; Actinopteri; Cypriniformes; Catostomidae
Product: sphingosine-1-phosphate phosphatase 2-like
Exons: 5
Coding region: 79-1335 (418 amino acids)
Biological process (GO): phospholipid dephosphorylation; sphingosine metabolic process
Cellular component (GO): endoplasmic reticulum membrane
Molecular function (GO): sphingosine-1-phosphate phosphatase activity
Source: RefSeq, a predicted model, not a curated record